CCCCACGUUGCUAGGAGGCCGGGGGCGUGAGGCGCUGAUUGGCGGGUUCCGGGCGGGGCGGGAGACGAUUGGGCCUGGGAGCGCCACCUGGAAGGAGCGGACCCUACCGCGAAGGCCGGAAGCGCUCCGCGCCCCGCAGGGCGGACCGCCCGGAAGCGCCCGGAAGCGCCCGGCCGCCGCUCAGGGGCCGGGAGUUCCGGCCGGUCGGCCGGCGAUAGGUGGCGGGUCCCGGGCCGCAUGGGGAGGCGGCGGCGCGGCGGGGCCGGGGCGGCCGGGGUUCUGCCCGAGGCCAUCGCCGCGCUGAGCCGGUCGCUGCCCGCCGGGCCCAGUCCCGAGGUCUUCCGUCGCGCCAAGUUCGACCGGCCGGAGGCGGCCCCCGCGCUCUGGCAGCUCCUCUUCCGCGUGCUCUCGCCGACGCCCGCAGACUCCGCCCUCGCCCCGGAGGCCCAAGCCGGCUUGGUGAAGUCCGCACUGCGCGCCCAGGGCUACCCACGGUUUACACUGUUGCAGCUUCCUGAGGGCAGCUCCCAAAGUAGCCGAGAACUGUUGCUAGCCCUGUCCUGGCUUUUGGCCCGAGGUCCCCUGCUUGAGCAGCUGCUUGCCCGAACCCGUGUUCAGCUAGGUGACCGUGUACCUCAGUGCCAGUGUGAGGCCCUGACUAGCUUUGGCCCACCUGCUGCAGCCUGUGUGGACGCAGGAAGCCCUGUGGACCUCCGCCAAGUGCAGUGGAUGAUGGGAAAGCUCCGGUUCCAGUGGCGGCACCUGGUCUCCAGUCAGCAGGAGCACUGUACCCUCCUGAGCAAGAUCCACCUGUACACCCGGGGAUGCCACAGUGACCAGCGCCUCUGUCACCUGUCUGUAGCUGAAGCAGAGAUGUUCAGGGACCCAGAGGGUGCCCGUCAGCUGCUGCGGGCACUGGAGUGUGAGAACGCGCGCCUGGAAGCAGCUCUGGAGUGGCGGCGCCUGGAGCUGGUCUACUGGCAGUGGAUGGACACCGUCUGGGGCGCCUGUCUGGAGAGCCCCGCCAGGCCCCCACAGCCUGCACUCCCACCCGUGAUCCCCGAGCACAGGCCUGGCCAUUUGGAGCUGGCGGCACAGGAACUUCGGGCCCUGCAGGAGGAGCUGCGGGAGCUGGUGGAGCCCCGGAGGGCUGCCUGGCAGGCCCAGGUUGGAGGCCUAGGCCAGGGACCAGAGUGGAGUACAUCGCAGAGGGCUUUGCAGAAGGCUGUGGAGCAGGAGCUGGAGGCCCUGUGGGCGUCUUGGGAGCACUCUGGGGACUCUGCCCCGCCUCCAGGGCCCCACCGCCUGGUUCCGAGCUCGCCGGCCCGGAGCGGCGGCGCCCGGCGGGAGGGCCGGCCCGACCCCGCGCCGGGCCCCGCGGCACCAUGUCCGCGGGCUGAGCGGCACGGCGCCCGGGGCCGCCGCCGCAGGACCUCGUCCCGCCCGGCGUGGGGUCGGCGCGCGCCGGGGCCCCGGCGGCCGACCAUGGUGCUGCCUCCCCCGGACCGGCGCCACGUGUGCCUGACCACGCUGGUGAUCAUGGGCAGCAUGGCCGUCAUGGACGCCUACCUGGUGGAGCAGAACCAGGGCCCGCGCAAGAUCGGCGUGUGCAUCAUCGUGCUGGUGGGCGACGUGUGCUUCCUGCUGGUGCUGCGCUACGUGGCCGUGUGGGUGGGCGCCGAGGUCCGCACGGCCAAGCGCGGCUACGCCAUGAUCCUGUGGUUCCUCUACAUCUUCGUGCUGGAGAUCAAGCUCUACUUCAUCUUCCAGAACUACAAGGCGGCGCGGCGGGGCGCGUCCGACCCGGUGGCGCGCCAGGCGCUGACACUGCUGCUGUCGGUGUGCGUGCCCGGCCUCUUCCUGCUACUCGUGGCCCUGGACCGCAUGGAGUACGUGCGCACCUUCCGCAAGCGCGAGGACCUGCGCGGCCGCCUCUUCUGGGUGGCCCUGGACCUGCUGGACCUGCUGGACAUGCAGGCCAACCUGUGGGAGCCGCCGCGCACGGGGCUGCCGCUGUGGGCCGAGGGCCUCACCUUCUUCUACUGCUACAUGCUGCUGCUGGUGCUGCCCUGCGUGGCGCUCAGCGAGGUCAGCAUGCAGGGCGAGCACAUCGCGCCGCAGAAGAUGAUGCUCUACCCGGUGCUCAGCCUGGCCACCGUCAACGUGGUGGCCGUGCUGGCCCGCGCCGCCAACAUGGCGCUCUUCCGCGACAGCCGGGUCUCGGCCAUCUUCGUGGGCAAGAACGUGGUGGCGCUGGCCACCAAGGCCUGCACCUUUCUGGAGUACCGCCGCCAGGUGCGCGACUUCCCGCCCCCGGCGCUGGCGCUGGAGCUGCAGCCGCCGCCGCCGCCCCGCAACUCGGUGCCGCCCCCCGCCCCGCUGCACGGCCCCCCCGGGCGACCCCGCGGGCCCUCGCCCCCGCGCGACGCCCUGGACACGUGA
Molecule: messenger RNA, 2442 nt
Organism: Perognathus longimembris pacificus (Pacific pocket mouse)
Lineage: Eukaryota; Metazoa; Chordata; Mammalia; Rodentia; Heteromyidae
Exons: 9
Coding region: 238-2442 (734 amino acids)
Source: RefSeq, a predicted model, not a curated record